AUGGAUACGAACAUUACCGAAGACUUUUUGGAUCAUUACAUCGAUCUGUUCAGCUAUCUCAAGAAACGUCAGGAGAGGUUACAGACGCUCAAGAGGGAUCUCUUACGUCAGAAGUUGUCGUUGAAAGAAUAUGAACAAGCAUGGAUGGAGUUUCAAACUCAGGAGAGUGUGCGGCUGCGGCAGCGUCGCACAAGGACACAAGUGAUCCAAUUCCAAAUCUUAACACAAGUGGGGCAGGGGGGUUUUGGCGAAGUAUUUUUAGCUCGUAAGAUAGAUACCAACGAGCUCUGCGCGUUAAAACGGAUGUCCAAGCGACAUCUCCAUCUCCAGGACGAAGUUCAACAUAUCUUGACAGAACGUGAUAUCCUCACCUCUACACGAUCGGAAUGGCAUGUUCGAUUACUAUAUUCAUUUCAAGAUCAUCAAUAUGUUUAUUUGGCCAUGGAGUUUGUCCAAGGAGGAGAUCUCCGGACUAUGUUGACUGCGCGUGGAGUGUUGAGAGAAGAGGAUGCAAAGUUGUAUUUUGCAGAGAUGGCGAUGGCGAUCGAUGCAUUACACCAACAGGGUUAUAUCCAUCGAGAUCUCAAACCCGAGAAUUUUCUAAUUGAUUGUAAGGGUCAUCUUAAAUUGACGGAUUUUGGACUAUCCAAGGGCCAAUUAGCAGAGAGUCGGAUCGAAGCUAUGAAGGCUGAGUUGAGGAAAGUAAAGGAUAGUGUGGAGCCAAUGAUGCCAACACUCAGACGGGGUGCAUCUUCCAUGAUGCUACAUGACCUUCAUCUUCAACAGCAACAGCAACAGCAACAGGAGUUUAAGAAUGAAGGGAUCCGGCGAGCGUAUUCGAUAGUAGGCUCUGCGGAUUAUAUGGCACCAGAGAUAUUGGCCAGUAAAGGGUAUGAUUUUGGGGUAGAUUAUUGGUCGUUGGGAUGUAUUCUGUUUGAAUUCUUGUGCGGAUACAGCCCGUUCCAAGCAGAGGAUACGCGUCAGACGUGCGUUAAUGUAUGGCAUUGGCGCAAGGUCCUGCAGCGGCCGGUGUACGACACAAAAGAGAACCUGGAGUUUAAUCUUUCAGACGAAGCAUGGGAUCUCAUUACAUGUCUGAUAGCAAACCGAGAAAACCGCUAUACGACGGUAGAGCAGCUGAAGCAACAUCCAUGGCUCGAGGGUCUAGAUUGGGAUAAUUUGCGAUCCAUGCCUGCAUCCUUUGUACCUGUGUUAGCAACACCGAUGGACACGAGUUACUUUGACGACUUUUCGAAUCCUGAUGACAUGGUAGGGUACAAGGAUGUGUUGUUGCACCAAGCACAGGUUCAGGAGGCUGAGCAGGCCGAUGCAGCCGCAACAACCAUAUUAGCAACAGCCAUGAGGGCAACAUCAAGACAUUUGCCUGUUAUUUUACAGACACAAGAUCCAUGGAAGAGAGCGUUUGUAGGCUUCACAUUCCGGCACCAUUGCAACGAAAGCAGAUAA
Molecule: messenger RNA, 1467 nt
Organism: Lobosporangium transversale
Lineage: Eukaryota; Fungi; Mortierellomycota; Mortierellomycetes; Mortierellales; Mortierellaceae
Product: kinase-like protein
Exons: 7
Coding region: 1-1467 (488 amino acids)
Biological process (GO): intracellular signal transduction; peptidyl-serine phosphorylation
Cellular component (GO): spindle pole body
Molecular function (GO): ATP binding; protein serine/threonine kinase activity
Source: RefSeq, a predicted model, not a curated record